CCGUUCUCCACUCUCGGCUGGACUAUAAAAGUGGCUUCGUCUUCAUUUUCAGCCAACAGUCGAUGCCCAGACAUUGAAGAAUCAACGAAGAUGCCGAAGCAAUUGUGUCUCCUUGUGGCAGUUGUACUCCUCUCCCUCGUGGCUGGGGGGCAGGCUGAACUCCACAUCUAUCAUCCACUGCUGACGCUGCACCAGGAGCCCACGCUGGCCCGAGUGGGCAAUCUGCUGGAGCAUGUACCCACUGCCGUCUCGCAUCAGAGCUCCACCAUUGUCCAUCGCACUGCGCCGCGGCUCACGCCGCUCCUGGCACCCGCUCUCCGGACAACUCUGCACUAUCCGCCCACCUGGAGCUAUCCGUUCUAUGGGACCACCAACUCUCUCUACAGAAAGUAAAUUCCGAGCACUGAAUACAGCAUGAUUUUCUAAGCACUGAAGCACCCAGACCCAUUGGAUUUACGCUCUCGAAACGCACAAUAAAAUAUAACAAAUUCCAAAAGCA
This is a messenger RNA of Drosophila miranda, 499 nucleotides long. RefSeq lists its product as uncharacterized. The transcript is spliced from 2 exons. The record is from RefSeq and is a predicted model, not a curated record. Bases 91 to 393 code for a protein of 100 amino acids. NCBI's taxonomy places the organism in Eukaryota, Metazoa, Arthropoda, Insecta, Diptera, Drosophilidae.